Messenger RNA from Pelobates fuscus (common spadefoot toad), 4463 nucleotides. It is a transcript of the gene LRPPRC, whose product is annotated as leucine rich pentatricopeptide repeat containing. The record is from RefSeq and is a predicted model, not a curated record. The transcript is spliced from 38 exons. Gene Ontology annotation, molecular function: protein binding; mRNA 3'-UTR binding. The coding region runs from base 52 to 4221 and encodes 1389 amino acids. NCBI's taxonomy places the organism in Eukaryota, Metazoa, Chordata, Amphibia, Anura, Pelobatidae. Gene Ontology annotation, cellular component: mitochondrion; nucleus. Gene Ontology annotation, biological process: regulation of mitochondrial translation.
CUGGUCACGUGCUCCUUCUGUCCUUGGCAGGCGUGCGUUUCUGGGAACAUCAUGUCCUCCUUACUAGCAGGAGCGCGGCUUAUCCUCCGCUCAGGGCUCUAUUCUCUGCCGGCAUCCCAUGUGCGGCUAAGCCCUGGCCCGGUACGACACUUGCUCAGCUCACCUAGAUUUUUUGCUGUGGCCAUCCAACAGAAGGGAAGUGGCCACGAUGAACCAGCUGCUGCAGUUCAACACAAGCAAGCUCAGCAGUUUGACUGGGCCCUUACAAAGCUGGACAGCUCAGUCCGGCGCACUGGCCGCAUCACGAAAACACUUCUGUUAAAGAUCUUUCAUGAUAUCUGCAGAACAGGUUAUCCCAGCAGUAACCAAGCUUUACUUAUGCUGAGAAGUUGUGGGACAUUACUGCCAGAACUUCCAGUCACAGAAAGAACAGAUAUUGCACAUAAGAUCUGGGAAAAACUACAAGAAAUGGGUGCAGUGUUUGAUGUGAGCCACUACAACGCUUUAUUGAAAGUCUACCUUCAAAAUGAACACAAAUUUUCACCUACCGAAUUCCUUGCUAAGAUGGAGGCAGCCAAUGUACAACCUAAUCGGGUUACUUUCCAGAGGCUAAUUGCAGCUUUUUGUAAUGAAGGAGACAUUGAGGGAGCAAGCAAAAUUCUGGGUUUUAUGAAGAGCAAAGAUCUUCCCAUCACAGAGGCAGUGUUUAAUAAUCUGGUGACUGGACAUGCUCGAGCUGGAGAUAUGGAAAGUGCAAAAAACAUCCUUAACGUUAUGCAGAGUGCAGGUAUCGAACCUGGGCCAGAUACUCAUAUUGCCCUGCUGACUGCCUAUGCUGAAAAAGGCGAUAUUGAAAGUAUCAAAGAGACGCUAGGAAAAGUGGAGAAGAAUGAAGGAAACCUCACAGACCGUGACUUAAUGGAGGUUGUAUGGAGCCUGGCAAAGGCAGGGUAUCCUCAGUAUGUACCGGAUAUCUUGGAACAUAUGAGAUUUGACAGAUCUUACAAACCUGAUGCAAUGAACCUGUGUCUGAGUCUCAUGACUCAAGGGUAUGCAGACACGGCUUUUCAGGUCUUAAAGACAUUUUCCUCUUCACCAUCCAAUGGUCAGAACGGAGAUUUUAUUCACCAUGGGAACUUCUUCUUACGUCACUGCACAACUUUAGAAAUGCCUGCUAAUAAGGUGAAGGAAUACUGUGAUGGUAUGAAAGAGGCCAACUUACACUCAGCACCUCUGCAGUUUGCCUUGUACUGUGCUUUGGAUGGCCAUAAACCAGAUCUGGCAUUGGACCUGAUGAAGAUCAUGAAGGAGGAGGGAUUUCCUGUUAGACCACAUUACAGCUGGCCUCUGCUAGUCCGAUACCAAAAGGAGAAAAAUGUAGAAGGCACCAUUAAAUUACUUAAAGCUCUCAAAAAUAUUGGCGUCGAACUGGACUUGGAGACAUAUUCUAAUUAUGUUAUAAGUAUGUUUGACGAUAUGCAGUCUGCCCGCGAAAUUCUAGAGGAGAGUGGAUAUGAAAUUGAACGCACAUGGCUCCAAGUGUCAGAGCUGAGACGGGAGGCAUCACAAGGGAACCUCAAUCAAGUCUUUGCCCUUUUGUCUUCACCAGACUCUGCACCCACCGACCUGGGAUAUUUCAGAGGCAGCCUCAUUACAGCAUUUAAAAAGUCUGACGAUGUCGAGAUCAUGGCCAAGAUAACAGAGCUGUUGUACAAGGAUGGUCGCUACUGCCAAGCCCCUUCAGGACCAACUGCAGAAGCUGUUGGCUAUUUUCUUUAUAACUUGAUUGACAGCAUGAGUGAGUCAGAAGUACAGGCCAAGGAGGCUCGUUUGAGACAAUACUUCCAUCAGUUGAAGAAGAUGAACCUAACGAUCUCUGCAAAUAUAUACAAAGGCAUCCGUAACGUGUUGGACACUCGACAUGUCCCGGAACUAAUUAAGGAUGUAAUUGUUUUGAUGAAUCCACAGGAUUCUCUAUCAUAUUCUGAUGCUGCCAAGACCACUGAAAGCAAGAUCUCUGCUUUGGAAGAGAAGAUUGAGACUCUAAAAGCUGAGAACAAGCCUAUUUCAGAUGUUGUAGCUCUUCUCAUUGCAAGACUUUGUGCCGACGAGAAAAUGGAAAAAGCCCUGGAAGUAAAGGCAAAGUAUGAACAAGAAGACUUACCUGUUGGUGUGUAUGCAUCCUUGAUCAACUUGUGUUGUCGACAUGAUAACGCUGAAGAGGCACUAAACCUGAAGCAGGAGCUGGAACGUAAAGACUCAACUGCUGUCCUUGAUUUCCAUAAAUACCAAGCACUAGUGAAGGUCUUUGCUAAGAAUGGGCGCUUAGCAGAUGCUAUUAACAUUCUAAAGGAGAUGAAACAGAAGGAUGUCCCCAGAAAAACCACAGCAGACUCAUCCUUCUUCCACAUCCUAAACGCGUCUGCCAUGAGAGGGGACAUUGAGACCGUGAAUCAGUUGUACGAAUGGAUUGUAUCACUGGGUCUGGCCAAACCUACAGCUAACCUGUCUUCACCGGUGGUGGCUGUCCACCUUGAGAAGGGUGACCUUCCGAAGGCAUUGGAAGCCCUGAUUGAUUGCAGCAACAAGUACAAAUGCAUUCCUCUAUUACAUGACCUACUUUGUAAACUGGUGGAAGUGGGGGAUGCAGAGCUAUUACAAAAAGCGAUGGACCACAUAUCUCAGGAACGGGGUGAAAUGGCAAUGCUCUAUUCUCUGCUCUUUGCGUUUCUCCAAACUGGGAAGUACAAAGAAGCCAAGAAGAUCAUGGAGACUCCUGGUUUAAGAGCACGGCCUGGAAGAUUGGAGUGGUUUGCUUCCAAGUGCAUUGCAUCUAACAAGGUGGAAGUGUUGGAAAACAUGGUGGAGGUGACUCAGAAACUAUUUGAAUGUGACCGAGACGAGAUGUAUUUCUAUCUUCUACAGCUCUGCAAGGAAAAUAAUGAUUGGAAGAAAGCAGACGCUGUUUGGACUAAAAUACAAGAAGAAAAUGUGAUCCCACGGGAAAGAACUUUGAAACUGCUGGCAGAGAUUUUCAAGCAGAACGGUCAAGAUGUGCCUUUUGACGUGCCAGAGGUUUGGUAUCAAAAGCCAUCAGAACAACGUGCCCCCGCACAGCCUUCUGCCCCGGAAACCUCAUAUGACAGGAAGAUUUUGGUACUUAGUAAAAAGAACAAAGGAAAGGAGGCCUAUGAUGUGUUUAUGGAAGCUGAGAAGAACUCAGAGGUUUUGAGUUCCGUCGCGUAUACCAACAUGAUCAAAGCUCUGCUGUCCGAAGGUCUUCUCAAAGAAGCUGAGAAAGUCAAGGCUUCCGCCGAGCACCGCAUCAAGGGCUUCACACUGAACGACGUCGCUAACAGCCUCUUCAUCAUAACACAAGUUAGGCGGGAUUAUUUGAAAGAUGCACUUACCACUCUGAAGUCCAUGCUUGAAGAUGACAAGGUGCCCAGUCAGCUAGCUGUCACGCGUCUUGUACAAGCCCUGGCCAUGAAGGGGGACUGGAAAAGCAUUGAAACCGUUGAAGAAAUGAUGGGCAGCAUUGGAUCCUCCAUAGCUCUAUCACAAAUGCUUUUUACCAAUAACAAAAUUUUGGCUCAACUUAAGAAUGGCAAUAUAGAAGAAGCUGUAGAGAUGGCAGAGUCCCUACACACAGGAGACACUUCUCAAGUAAAAAGCAUUUCAUACGUGUUCAGAAGGGUCAUUGAAGAGAAGAUGGAACCAGCACUUGAAAAAUUAAGUGCCCUGGCUGAGCGUUUGGCGAAUCAGUUUGCUGUGUACAGACCCGUCACAGAACUCUUCACCCAGUACAUCCAGGGAGACAGAAAGGAAGACGCCAGAUAUCUGUUACAGAGAUGCAGUGCUAUUGCAGAACAAAAGCAAAUUCUAGUAUCUUUCAUCGCCAGGACAUCUCAUAGAACAGGCCAGGCAAACGCAGUCACAGAUCUACUUGAACUGAUUCCUGAUUUUACUGGGAAGGAAAUUGCGUACUCCUACCUAAUGAAAUGCUAUGCGAAAGACAAAAAUGUGGACGCCGCAAUGGCUUUGUACGAGAAAAUGAAAGCUGAAAACCUGAAUCCCGAUGAGCUUCUGUUAAAACGCUUGGCAGUCCUACUGAAGGAUGCCGGAAAACAUGUCCCUUUUACGGAGCCCCCUGAGAGUUUCAGUUUCUACGCAGACAAACUAAAGCAAGAGCAUAUGAGUAUACCAGAUGACGGACACUAGUGCAUUUGUUUUUAAUUAUUUUUUUGUCUGUUAGGUAUUUUUUUUUUGUUUUGUUUUUUUUCUCUUUCUUUCUAUUGCUGUAUCAACUGUGUUUUUGUUUUUUGGUGUUUUUUUUGUUUUUUUUUUCUUAAGUGUAUUUUCUGUCCCUGGGGAAAAAAAUAUUGUGAGAACUGUGAGAAAAUGAUGACAUGCAAAUUAUAUUUAACACUGGUUGGAAUUAAUAAAAACGAACGCCAUUUGUA